AUGGAGAAUCGGUCUUACUACGGCGGCAUCGGCAGCGGCAGCGGCAGCAAGAACCCGCCGCCGUCUGGGAAGGAGGCGGGGGAUGAGGAGUACGGGGGAGGGUACGACCGGCUGGACGAGGAGGUGGAGUUCCGGCUGCCGAGGGGGCACCGGCCGGUGGAGAACCUGGACACGGAGGGGCUGGAGCAGGCCUCCGUCGACACGCAGCUCGCCUCCUCCAACGUCGGCUUCAGGCUGCUGCAGAAGAUGGGAUGGAAGUCCGGCAAGGGCCUCGGCAAGAACGAGCAAGGUAUACUAGAGCCCAUAAAAGCCGGUAUCAGGGAUGCAAAAUUAGGAGUGGGGAAGCAAGAGCAGGAUGACUUCUUCACAGCUGAGGACAAUGUACAAAGAAAGAGAUUAAAUGUUGAACUUGAGGAGACUGAAGAGCAUAUUAAGAAGCGUGAGGUCACAGCAGAACGUGAGCAGAAAAUCCGCAGUGAGGUUAAGGAGAUACAGAAGACAUUCUUUUGCAGCCUCUGCAAUAAGCAAUACAAGCUGGCAUAUGAAUUUGAGAGUCAUCUAAGCUCAUAUGACCAUAAUCAUAGGAAGAGGUUCAAGGAAAUGAAAGAGAUGCAAAGCAGCAACAGUGGCAACCGUGAUGAUAGGCAGAAACGUGAGCAGCAGCGAGAAGAGAAGGAGCUGGCAAAAUUUGCCCAACUGGCAGAUGCUCAUAGAAAGCAGCAGAAAGAGAAGCAAGAACAGCCAGAUAUCUCAGGAGAGCAAGCUACGCCAAAGAACUUGCUGACCCCGGGCAAUCAGGAUCAGCGUCGAACAUUGAAGUUUGGCUUCUCCAAAAUGACCCCUUCCAAGGCACCUGUUGGCAACAUGAGCAAGAAGCCAAAGAUUGCCACGAAAGUCCCUUCCGUCUUCGGAAACGACAGCGAUGAGGAGGCAUGA
Triticum turgidum subsp. durum (durum wheat) is the source of this 936-nucleotide messenger RNA. NCBI's taxonomy places the organism in Eukaryota, Viridiplantae, Streptophyta, Magnoliopsida, Poales, Poaceae. The record is from the annotation of a GenBank genome assembly.